Molecule: messenger RNA, 1214 nt
Organism: Armigeres subalbatus
Lineage: Eukaryota; Metazoa; Arthropoda; Insecta; Diptera; Culicidae
Gene: bigmax
Product: max-like protein X
Exons: 3
Coding region: 422-1153 (243 amino acids)
Biological process (GO): regulation of transcription by RNA polymerase II
Cellular component (GO): nucleus
Molecular function (GO): protein dimerization activity; DNA-binding transcription factor activity, RNA polymerase II-specific; RNA polymerase II cis-regulatory region sequence-specific DNA binding
Source: RefSeq, a predicted model, not a curated record
ACCAGUGUUGUGCGUUUCCAAUUGGAUUUUCCUUUUGUUGCGUAUACACUCUGUUUAUUGCGCUCCGAAGUAGUCGUUCGUGGCUGGUUCGCUAUCGCUGGCUUACCUGCCAAACGGAAUCAGCCUGCCUCGUCGUGCGAGUAUGGCCUUUUCUUAUCAGUAGGAACGACGUUAUCAGAGUGUCGUUCAAAGGAAAAACAAAGCAGGACGGUUCCAUCUCGAAACAAUUUCGCUUCCAUCACCUUCGUCUGCAUCAUCAUCAUCACCCAUUUGGCUGGCCAAUUUAUUGUUUGCGGAGUGGUGUUGAUUAGGCGUUAUCAUCGUAGUGAGCUUGAGCGCUUCAGGGGAGCAGCUAAUGUGCGAAAGAUAAACCCUUCGGUGAUUAAGUGGAAGUAUCUGCUAGAGGAGAAGCAGCUGCAGAAUGUCAGAUAGCAUCAAGUAUGAAGUGGACAUGAAAAUGGAGCCAUCCAGUCCAUCGGAAAAGGAACGCAGCAUGUACUCCCGCUGUUCGAGUGCUGGAAGUGUCCAUACUCCAACUUCUUCUGCUCAUAACACAGAUGAGGAGGAUUCUGGCGACAACAAUAAAAGUAGCACAAUGAGCUACAAGGAACGUCGUCGGGAAGCUCACACCCAGGCCGAACAGAAGAGACGUGAUGCCAUCAAAAAGGGCUACGACUCGUUGCAGGAGUUGGUGCCUACUUGUCAGCAAACGGAUGCAUCCGGGUACAAACUGAGCAAGGCUUCCGUGCUGCAGAAGUCCAUCGAUUAUAUUGGAUAUCUCCAUCAGCACAAAAAGAAGCAAGACGAGGACUGCGCGUCGCUUCAUAAGGAAGUUAUGGCUCUGCGGAUCAUUCAGAAGAACUACGAAAAUAUGCUUCAGCAGCAGCAACAGUCGCCAGGAAGAACCGAGGCUCGGUUGAGUGAUGACGUCAAGUUCCAGGUGUUCAAAGCGAUCAUGGAUGAAAUGUUCGUAACAUUCGACCAGCUGCCCAUGAACGACUUUGCCGAGCUGACGUCCGGGGUGAUUCCCUGGUUAGAGGAGCAUUGUAAGCCUCACAUGUUGCGGGAUGUGGUCAACCGGACGCUGGGAGGCAUCACGUCGGCCUAUGUAGCUCAAGUCAAUAGUAAGGGGCAUGAUGUUAAAAGGGAAUGAACAUAUUUUUCUUGUAAAAUAAUUGUAAUACAAACUUCUGUAGCUAUAAUGUUGAAUAGAA